AUGACAGCUCAGUCUCCAUUUUCUCGUGGAUUCCCAUAUGGAGGAAAACCAGAUCAUUCUGGAAUUUAUUCCGAAACUGGUGCUACUAUUGCCUUCACCAUCAGAGAUACUCGUGAUAGAGAGAAGAGAGAGAUGGCCGUUCUUAAUGAUCGUCUUGCCAACUACAUUGAGAAAGUUCGCUUCUUGGAGGCUCAAAACCGUAAAUUGGCAACCGAUCUUUCAUCUCUCCGAUCCAGAUGGAAUGUCGAUUCAAGCUCCGUGCGCGUUAUUUGGGAAACUGAAGAAACGAACACCAAGCGCUCUAUCGCUGAAUCACUGAGACGUAACAAGGCUUUGGAGGAUGACAUCGUACGUUUGAAUGUCGAGCUCACCGAUAUCAGAAGACAUUACGAUGAAGCUUACUUGGGACGUAAGAACUCCAGAGCUGAGGCUGAUGGUUUGUUGAAAAGACUGUCUGAAAUCGAAUCUGAGAUAAGCUUGGUAAAACGUAAAACUGGCGUUGUUGAAGAAGAAAUUUCUCGUUUGAGAAGAGAAAACCAACACUUGUCUAGCGAAUUAGCUAGUAAUAAAGCCGGAAUUGACACCGAGUAUGCUUCAAAGAAAACUUUCGAGAAGCGCGUUUCUGAGCUUCUGAGAGAAUGUGAUGAUCUCGAAAAGGGACAAGCAUAUGAAAUGAGCGAACUUGUCGUCAAGGCUCAUCGUGACACAACAGAAGAAAACAGAGACUACUUCAAGCGAGAGUUGCAGGCUGCUAUCAGUGAUAUCAGAAGAGAAUACGAUAAGAUCACUGCUUCUGCGAAGAGAGAAAUGGAUAGCUGGUUCUCAAAGAUGACAAUUGAAAUUCAAAGUCAAGCUAAGGCUGCUAACCUGGAACAAGCUCAAGCUCGUGAAGAGAUUAAGCGUCAUAGAGAAAGCGUUGUUGAAUUGCGCAAGAAGCUCACUGAAUUCGAGACUCGCAAUGCUCUUCUCUCCAACCAAAUCAAGGAUAUCAACUUCCUUAUCGAAGAUGAACAAAGAGUCUAUGUAAGCAACAUUAAGGAGCGCGAUGAUGCCAUCAAUCAAAUGCGUGAUGACUGUAAGAAACUCAUGCUCGAGCUCCAACUUCUUCUUGAUACCAACACGAGCGCUGAAGAAGAAAUCAAAAUGUAUGCUAAGAUGCUUGAUAGUGAAGACAGUAGAGGAACCCUCCAGAACAUUGUCCAACAUACCACCUACUACACUCAAAGAAGCAAUUGA
Auanema sp. JU1783 is the source of this 1236-nucleotide messenger RNA. Lineage: Eukaryota; Metazoa; Nematoda; Chromadorea; Rhabditida; Rhabditidae. The record is from the annotation of a GenBank genome assembly.